AUGGGCGAGCUUAAAGGGCGGAGCAUCUCUAUCUUUGUUGUCACAGUCGUGUUUCUCGCCUUGUCUUUUGUUGCUGUUUCUCUGAGAUGUUUUGCUCGGUUGAGGCUGGUGAGGGCGUUUGGGUGGGAUGACUCCCUGAUGGUGCUUGCGAUGGCGUUGAAUAUCGUCUUCGCGAUAUGUGGAAUCACGGGUUCCUUCUAUGGAAUUGGUCGAAGGAUGGAAGACCUUAUCGACGAUAUUCCGGGCGUUGAAAAGGCACUAUUCUGGUGGUGGCUAGGACAAGCCAGCUACGUCUUCACCUGCGUCAUCGCCAAGAUGUCCAUUGCCUUGACCCUCCUCCGCCUAACGAUAUCAAGAGUCCACCAAGCCAUUAUAUGGACUGUCGUCGGAGUCUCGGUAGUCGUCGGACUUGCCUUCUGGUUCACCUUAAUCCUGCAAUGCCACCCAGUCUCGUACUUUUGGCACCGGUUCACGAGCUCGGGGACCUGUAUUAAUCUCAACUACCUCGAGGGUGUUGCCUACCUUUACAGUGUCACGGCGGUGAUUUGCGACUUUAUUUUGGCUCUGCUGCCGAUAGCGCUUGUGUGGAAAUUGCAGAUGAAUUUUAGGACCAAGGCUGCGCUAGCUGCGAUUUUGGGGUUGGGUUGCAUUGCCAGUACUGCCGUGAUUAUUCGCAUUCCCUACCUCCACUAUUAUAAGGAUGACGACUUUCUAUACGCAACAACGGACAUCUCAAUCUGGUCCAACGUCGAAGCAAGCCUAGGAAUCACAGCAGGCAGCCUCGUUACGGUGCGCUCCCUAUUCCGAUUCUUCCGCGGGUCCGGAAAUGAGGAAUCAGGAUCCAGGGCGGCCAGCGAUUUGCCGCUAUCGAGGAUGGACAUGGGCAUGAAUAUGAAUGGGGUAACCCGAACCCGGAGUGGCCAGGAAGAAACAGAUGACUUUUGGUGGCUGGAGGUUGGGGUUGAGCCUGGGCUGGAAGGGACGAGGAGUACGACUCAGAUUUCCACGAGUCAGAUUUGUGGCCAGGAGGAUUUGAAACAUAUAGGUGGGACUCUCUUAACGUCUUCGCGUUCGAAUUCAUGA
Molecule: messenger RNA, 1083 nt
Organism: Aspergillus versicolor CBS 583.65
Lineage: Eukaryota; Fungi; Ascomycota; Eurotiomycetes; Eurotiales; Aspergillaceae
Exons: 5
Coding region: 1-1083 (360 amino acids)
Source: RefSeq, a predicted model, not a curated record